AUGACUCAGCUCACCAAGCUUCUCAUCAUCCUGGCAGCCGCCACGGCAACACUCGGCGCUCCAACCAUGAAGCCUCGCCAGCUCGCUGGUGAAGGCAGCUUCUUCGACUCCGUCUUUACCGGCACCGACAAUGGUGUCGGCUAUGGUGUCGAAAACGCUGAAGAUAACGCUGCCACUCUCCUGGGCGGCAAGGCUACCAGCGGAGGUGGUGGCACUACCAGCAACCCACCUCCUCCACCGCCCAAGGUCAAGAGACAGGCUGAUAAGAUUGCCAACGGUGCCGCUACUGAUCUGCACGCCGUUGGACAAGACAAGGCUGCGGACCUUGUUCAGACUGAUGGAGAUAAUAUUGAUGGGCAGCUGACUCAGGAUGCGGCUACUCUUGGAGCUCAGGUUGGAGGAGAUGAGGAGGAUGUUCUUGAGCGCACGGGCGAUAUGGUUCCCAGCAAGAUGCCCACUCGCCGUGCUCGGGUUUUUUAA
This is a messenger RNA of Fusarium odoratissimum NRRL 54006, 480 nucleotides long. RefSeq lists its product as uncharacterized. The coding region runs from base 1 to 480 and encodes 159 amino acids. The transcript has a single exon. NCBI's taxonomy places the organism in Eukaryota, Fungi, Ascomycota, Sordariomycetes, Hypocreales, Nectriaceae. The record is from RefSeq and is a predicted model, not a curated record.